GGGUCAGUCUGUCAGUAGAGCGUGUCCCACUUGGAAUUCUCAAAUCCUUUCGCCCAAGCGAGGACGUCUAAAUUUCAGUUGUCGCUUCAGGGUAUUUGCCAAAAUCAAACCCAGUUCCAGAAACUCGAUAGGAUGGUGCGCGUGAUCGAGGACAUGUUCGGCAUCGCCGUCAACCCGAUGACCCAGAAGACGGACCGGGUGCGCCGAUUCACCUUGAGCACGGAGCGUGGGAUGUCAGUGUCGAUCUUGACACUAGGCGCCGUCAUCCAGGCGCUGAAGGUGCCCGACUUCAACGGCAAGCUGGAGGACGUGUGCUUGGGCUACGACGACGUGGCCGGGUACUACCGCAACCAGCCGAACUACUUCGGGGCCACCAUCGGGCGGGUGGCCAACCGGGUCGCAGGCGGGCGCUUCCAGCUCUGCGGGAAGGAGGUGGCCCUAAGCCGGAACGUGAAGGACAGCUACCACAUGCACGGCGGCUUCGUGGGCUUCGAUAGCGUCAUCUGGGACGUGGUGGGCGUACACAAGGACGGGGUCACCCUGCAGCACGUCUCGCCGGACGGUCACGAGGGCUACCCGGGCGAGCUGACCACCAACAUCAACUUCUCACUGAACGAGACGAACUGCUUCGGGAUGCGGAUCGAGGCGCGCACGAAGGCCACCACGGCGGUGAACAUCUCGAACCACAGCUACUUCAACCUGGCCGGCCAGGGGGCGGGCAAGGAGGCGCUCUACCAGCACAUGCUGAUGAUCAAGGCUCAGAAGAUCGUGGACGUGGACCAGGAGAUGCUGCCCACCGGCAAGCUGAUGCGCGUGCGCGCCACCCCGUACGACUUCUCCAGCCUGGUGAGCCUGGGCAAGCGGCUCAACCUGGUGGCGACCUGCCCGCUGGGCGGCUUCGACAACCACUUCUGCGUGGACGUCUCCCCCAACCGCGUGCAGUUGGUCGCCCGCGUGGUGCACCCCUGCAGCGGCCGCUUCAUGGAGGUGCACACCAACCAGCCGGGCCUCCAGUUCAGCACGGCCAACGGCCUGCCCGACGAGGACUGCGGCGACAUUCCCAACGUGGGCAAGGAUGGGGCCCACUACGUUCGCCAGGGCGCCUUCAGCCUGCAGACGCAGAAGUACCCGGACGCCAUGAACCACUGCGACUUCCCGACGAUUGUGCUCAAUCCCGGCCAGCUGUACGACCACCAGGUGGUCUACCGCUUUGGCGCCUGUCCCAAGCGCGUAUAGACGCAGAACCUCAGGCUUCGUAGUUCUCCAAAAAAUAUGGAGGCCCUAACCCUCAUCGCAAUAAAAUGUAUAUUUCGGACAUUAAAUUAUGUUGCCCUA
Molecule: messenger RNA, 1335 nt
Organism: Drosophila ficusphila
Lineage: Eukaryota; Metazoa; Arthropoda; Insecta; Diptera; Drosophilidae
Product: galactose mutarotase
Exons: 1
Coding region: 133-1236 (367 amino acids)
Biological process (GO): glucose metabolic process; beta-D-galactose catabolic process via UDP-galactose, Leloir pathway
Molecular function (GO): aldose 1-epimerase activity; carbohydrate binding
Source: RefSeq, a predicted model, not a curated record